Messenger RNA from Actinia tenebrosa (Australian red waratah sea anemone), 2904 nucleotides. RefSeq names its product kanadaptin. The record is from RefSeq and is a predicted model, not a curated record. NCBI's taxonomy places the organism in Eukaryota, Metazoa, Cnidaria, Anthozoa, Actiniaria, Actiniidae. Gene Ontology annotation, molecular function: protein binding.
AUGGCCGACGAAGAAGAAAAGGUCGUGGAAGAAAAAUGCGAACAAAAUGAAGAAAUUAGAACAGAAAUGUUGCCUCCAGAGCUUCCUAAGAGCGUUAAAAAUAAAGUCAAUAGUAAUGAGCCGGAGAAUCGAGAUCCAAAGUCUGAAAAAGAUGGUGAAGGAACAGCGAAAAUGGCUCCCCCGUCUCAAGGUACUGAUGUCAAAAGCGAGAAAGAUGCCAUUGAGAGUAAGAAAAAAUUAGAAGAUAAAAAAGAAACGUUUCCAGAAAUUCCGUACAAGGAGCCAUCAUGGAGUGGCAUACCUGAUGAACCCUAUUAUUUAGAACUCCUCAAAGGUGGAUGUAUCAAAUCUACUAAAUAUCUGACUGAGAAACCUUACUAUUUGUUUGGAAGAUUACCAAACUGUGACCUUGUCAUGGAACAUCCUUCUAUCUCGCGGUACCACGCAAUUAUUCAGUAUAAAGCAAGUGAAACUGGGAAAAGUGACAAAGGGUACUACCUGUAUGAUCUAGGUAGCACUCACGGUACUGUUGUUAAUAAAGUACGAAUAGAACCAAGGAGGUACUAUCGACUGAGAGUGGGGUAUGUCAUGAAGUUUGGGGGAAGCUCAAGGCUUUAUAUUCUCCAGGGUCCAGAGGAAGUAGAAGAAGAUGAGGAAAUGAUUGCAGAACAACGAGAAGGUUCCGCCAAGCACGGUAGUGAAGUUGGAAGGGUGAUGAGUGAAGAGGAAUAUGAAGAAUGGAAGCAACAGAAAGAAAAGAAACCAGAGGAGAAAGAUGAGGGAAUUAGUUGGGGAUUUGGUGAGGAUGCCGUAGAGGAAGAUGCCGUCAAUCCAUUUGCAUCAGAACUUGAAGUAAUGGAGACACAUGAGUUUAAAGAUCCUAAGAAAACUCUACGAGGCUACUUUGAAAGAGAAGGUCUAGAUCUGGAAUAUCAGGUUGAAGAAACAGGACCUGGUCAUGCAAGAGUCUACCAUUGCAGAGUCAAGCUUCCUGUCGAAACAGCCACUGGUGAUCCUUUAUAUGCAGAAGCUGCUGUUACAGGGAAGAAGAGAGAGGCUGUCUUAGCAUGUGCUGCAGAAGCCUGCAGAAUACUUGACAUGAAUGGACUUCUUAGACAGUCAUCACAUGAAAGCAAGAAACAGAAAAUGAAAAACUGGGAAGAGAAUGAUUACUACGAUAGUGAUGAAGACACAUUCCUUGACAGAACAGGAUCAAUUGAGAUGAAGAGAAUCAAAAGAAUGAAAACUGUUAAAAAAGACAAAGAAGAAACAGAAACCUUUGAAUCUCUAAGUUCUAAAUUAAAGUCAGUAGAAGAAGAAAUUGCAUCUCUUGAAACCAAGCUACAGGAAGCUAUGGAAGCCUCAAAAGCUGCUAAAGAAAAUGAAGAUUCUCUUGAUUUAUACAUGAAGAGUAUUGACAAAUGCAUGGACAAGACUGCUAGAAUGCAGAUGAGAAGAAAAAUAUAUGACCUUAAGAAAGAGAAGCAGCUAUUAGCUAAGCUUGUUAAAGUUGCACAACCAACAUCACUUCCAGAACUCCUAAUCCCAAAACUGUCAUCCAAGGAAGGAGUUCAGGAAAUUAAUAAAAAAUUGGAAGAGAAAAAGAUCAGUACCCCAGGUGUAGCUACAAGUACUGCUAGCCAGGAAGAAUCUACUACUGGAGUAGGCUCUAGCAUCAGACAUGAACGAGCUGUAUUAGAUGAUAAGGCCUCCUCAAAGGAUUCAAUUUCUUCACAUGAUCCCAACAGAGGAACUACUGGUUCAGACAAACAUGGAAGUAUUGAAAAUAGUGAAAAAGAGAUUGAAAGCAAAACCACAAAAUUUGCAAUGCCUGCUUUACCAUCUUUGAAAAGCCCCAAACCAAAACCAAAGAAAGUUCCACCACCAGAUAGCAGUUUAAGUAGGGUGUUAGAGGGGCUGAAAAGUAGUACUACUAAUGAGAAGGAUACAAGGAAGGAGCGCAGAUUCAAGAAACAUCAAGCUCCUGAAGAACAAAGUGGAGCAUUUCAGGAGAUGAUUGAGAAAAAGAAAAGAAAAAUAAUGCCUCAAUAUUCACCAUCAUCACCACCACCCUCGCCACCAGCACCAACUCAGACUGAAAGUUUAAUGGAUGAGAAUUAUUCAGAUUGGAUCCCACCCACUGAUCAAAGUGGUGAUGGUCGUACCAAGUUAAAUGAAAAAUACGGUUAUUGAAUUGCUCAUCUUUUAUAUCGAAAAUUACAUUAGAGCCUGCUCCAAAAACUCUACUAUCUACAGUCAACCCCUAUUUAAUUUGGGAGACCAGUCACCAACCAUUGUAUUACACUAUAUAUGUUUGAAUGCAUACAUAUAUAUUAUCAGGACAAAAAAACAGUAGUCCAUAGUAGUGGGGUUUCUAAGAGGGACUGACAGUUACAACCAGUGUUGCAUUCCAUGCAUAUUGCUGUUUUUGAAGAUCUGAGGUUUUAGCCUCAUUAAGUCACCCAUCCACAGAUACCAUUAAAAGUCAGUGAGAAAACAUUAGUAUUGUUCAACUUGCAAAUGGUUUAAUUGAUAAACAAGGCUAAGCAUGUGCAGAUGAGUCUCCAGUCAUUAAACACAGUCGUAUAUACCAAGUAAGAAAAGGGACUAUUACCUCUUUGAUUUAACUGUACAUUUUAAUCAGGGUUAUAUAUUGUAAUUCAGAAUAUGACAGCAACCUAUGGCAGGACAAAAUAAUUGGUCCUUAUGUAUCAAUCUGUACAUUAUCAUGAAUCUUUUUGUAAUUCUAAAAAGUGUUGAAAGAAAAUGUUAUGACAUAGAACUAAACCAGAGAAAAAGUCUUAGAACACAAAUGGGAAAUGUUCACAGCCAUGAGUGUCUAUUGUAAAAUGAAAAUACAUCUUUCCAUUCCAAAAUAAAAUUAUAGAAAAGGCUGAAAAAGUA